Cylicostephanus goldi is the source of this 618-nucleotide messenger RNA. The record is from the annotation of a GenBank genome assembly. NCBI's taxonomy places the organism in Eukaryota, Metazoa, Nematoda, Chromadorea, Rhabditida, Strongylidae.
AUGUUGUCUACUGCAAAAGUAGUCAUACUUCUAUUUUCUGUCGGGAUGACAUUUAAUGCUGGCGUUUUUCGUUACCACCGUGCAGCUCGCAUAGGAGACCCCAUCUACUUCCUCUACUUGGAGGAUAAACUUCAGUGCUUGAGAGCUUGCUACGAAGAAAGUGAAUGUGCAGUUGUGGAACACCGUGAGAACGAAGAGGGCUUGUGUAGGCUGUCCAAACAGGGAGAUAGUGAGACUGUAGAGGGAUUCACAUUUUCACGCGAAGAGACGGAUGCUUCGUGCAAGUUGAUUGAAAUACUCGAUUUCGAUGUUUCCUUUCAAAUGAUCCGGCCUCAAAACAUUGCAAUAACGAAACCGAAGAAAUGCAGCAGCAUGCCGAAUGUCACUGUAUUGCAACCAUAUGACAGGCCGAAAUAUCGCUUCUUCGUUCUAAAUUCCACGAAAGUUCCUGAAAACUGGGUUGCAUCGGAAUUCAGGAUGUUCAAUCUCGACGUAUUACAGAUGUGUUAUGCUAAAGGAGCCGUUUCAGCAGGGUUCGAGCAGGGUCUGUUACUUACUGUGAUUGAGGGCACCAAAGCCAGUGUUCAAGCAAAAAGCAUGAUAUGGGGUCUUAUCUGA